This is a messenger RNA of Acanthaster planci (crown-of-thorns starfish), 6267 nucleotides long. RefSeq lists its product as uncharacterized. Gene Ontology annotation, cellular component: plasma membrane. Gene Ontology annotation, molecular function: urea transmembrane transporter activity. The record is from RefSeq and is a predicted model, not a curated record. Gene Ontology annotation, biological process: urea transmembrane transport. NCBI's taxonomy places the organism in Eukaryota, Metazoa, Echinodermata, Asteroidea, Valvatida, Acanthasteridae.
UAGAUCUGAUUAUAAAGCUCACGAAGGCUUGCAGCGUGCUCAGGCAUGCAAUGGAGGAAGGGCUCAGCAUAUUGACGUGCAGGAGCAGAGUUAAUUACUGUACGCUCGUACGAACAGGUCUUCAGGCCGGGAAGAAAACUUUGGAGAAAUAGGCAAUCUCCCUGAAGGACUACUGAGCGGUCGCAAAAAUUUGCCCUGAUUCUCGAGCGUAGAAAAAAUAGUUCUCGCCUCGACAACUUAAAGCGAUUUUUAGCUUCCCCUCUGAAGAGAUUUUUACGACCAAGUGCGGCUUUUGUUUACCCACUUCUCCAGUUUCCCCCAUCGAAUAAACUGCGUACGGUGGACUUCUCUGUAUCAAUUGGCUUUAAGUGGUGAAGGUGCUCCACCAAAGAAUUCAGCGAUGUGUGAAUUCUUUGAGACUGCUUCUCCUUGAAGACUUCCCGCCUUCAGUUGACAGUUCGUGUCAGACGUUCGUGUUCUGCCGACUUGCACUUAACGCAAUCAGGCGCCUUUCCAGGAUAUCGAAAGCUGUGGUGAGAAAAAAAAUCAAUAUCAUCGUCCAAUUUCAUUCGAAGCGCCCGAAUGAUUUCCUGAGUGACUUAAACUAAGUGAGGACUUGUGAAAUAGCUGUCAAUCCUCAAACAUGAGUGACAGUCAGUCAAACCCACUUUUCACACAGGAUUGAGACUUGGAGGGUAUUUACUGAACUCAGACACCACCAUGAUGACUAACAUGUUCGGCUGCGGUGCCUUAAUUCUCGCUUUGACAAUUUUACAAGCUGGGCUUUGUACAAGCACGACAACAUCGGUAACGACAGAUCAGAUCACCACCGUGUCGGGCCCGACAAUUCCAACCGAAUGUCGGGAACUUUACGAUACGGCCUUUGCUGUCGCUAACGUCACAUCGCAGCCAGAUUUUUCAAUGUCUACGCUGACCCUAACUCAAGCUUUCAUCAUGACAGCUGUGUUUGGUAUCUUCUGUAUCUCAAUGGCUCAUGGCUUUAACUGGAUAAGAAGACAUGUGUACGAAGACCAGGACAACCUGGACACAGACUUUGAUGCUGGUGGACAGGUGUCCAUGGGACUAACAGCCACAACCGUCGUGUCACAGUGGACGUGGGCAGCUACCCUCCUCCAAUCGUCAGCAGUAGCAACGACGACCGGCAUCAGUGGACCCUUCUGGUACGCUGCAGGGGCGACCAUCCCUCUUCUCCUUUUUGCCACCCUUUCAGCCCAGAUGAAGACGCGUGCCCCGGGAGCCAAGACUUUCCUCCAGGUCAUCAUGGCGAGGUUCGGACCGCGGACUCAUCUCGUCUUCUGCUUCUUCGCUCUCCUGACCAACAUCAUAGUGACGGCAAUGCUCAUGCUUGGAGGUUGUGCUGUUUUGACGACCCUCGUGGACGGCCUAAGUCUCGAACUGGCCGCGAUGACAUUAGCGGCUGUGAUCGGCGCCUACACUUUCAUUGGGGGCCUAGGCGCCACGUUCUACGUGUCCUACUUCAACACUUCCGUCAUCUUUAUAAUCCUGCUGAUUUUCCUUGUCAAGGUUUAUCACGAUCCUGCGGACAACCCUGACAACCCACUCGGAUCUGUGGAGCGAGUCUUCAAUCUGCUCCUCUGUUCUCAAGGGCCUGAAGACAACUGGGAGAAGAGUUAUUUGACUUUCCUGUCACCGCCUGGUAUAAUGUUCGGCAUUGUCAACAUUGUGGGAAACUUCGGCACCGUGUUCGUGGACCAGUCGUACUGGCAGAGCAGUGUUGCAGCUAAGCCCCGUCAGGGCAUGUGGGGAUUCCUGAUCGGAGGUAUGGUGUGGUUCGCCAUCCCCUUUGCAUUCUCAACAACCAUGGGCCUGGCUUACACGGCACUUAGCACGUACCGAGGCAAGCCUCUCCUCACAGACGAUUUGGUCAAUCAAGGGUUAGCGGCACCAGCCGUUGCUAAUGAGCUCAUGGGCUCUACAGGAGGCACCCUGAUGGUCCUACUCAUCCUGAUGGCUGUGACGUCUACGGGGUCAGCCGAGGUCAUUGCUAUCACCUCCAUCAUCGUGUACGACCUUUACCAGAUCCAUCUGAAGCCCUACCGCAGCUCAGCUGACAUCAACAGCUGUUUGCUGUGCGGAAAAUCCCGCGGAAGGAUGGCCAACAAGAGGGACAUGUGCUCCUGUUGCACCAUGGGAAACUGUACGUCAUGCACCUCAGACGACAGAGCUCGUAAGGAAUGUAAGCGCGCCCUCAAACCAGUGUACAAGUGCAAGACGCAUGGCUCCUACCGCUCCUAUCUCGAACUCCUGAGGGUGAAGCGAGACUGGGCGAUACUCUGGGUUUCAAUUGCCAUCAUUCCGCUGACUCUACUCUUCGAUAUUUUACAGGUCACCCUAAGUGGCGUGUACUCCGCCAUGGGCGUGUUCAUCGGCUCCUCCGUCGUUCCAAUUAUUCUCGGGACCUUCUGGACACGCCUCACCAGCAAGGCCAUGGCCAGCGGCGCCCUCGUAGGAAUGCUUCUGGGUAUCACGAGUUGGUUGGUGUCCGCCUCACUUUUAUACAAGAAAUUUGAUCUGUCUGCGUUCAUGACGAACUCGGGAGAUAACAAUUUUGAGUUGAGUAUGCUCAUCGGAAACUGCACGUCACUUCUCUCCGGAGGCCUUAUCGCAGUGGGCGUGACCUUUUUCACGAAACAUCCCCUGUCGGAGCAAGAAAGGAUGGAGAUAUGGGAGAAGACGCGUGACAUCGACAACCCUUUGUCACCUUGGACAGAAUUAUACGUCAGGGAAUUCAACAUUACAGAUGUGAAACUCGUCUAUAAUCGGCCGUCCCUGGAACAAAUGCUAAAGGAAUUUAAGCGGGCGAGGUACACAACCCUUAUUUUGAGCCUGGGACUUACUGUUCUAAUGGUUCUAAUUUGGCCUAUCGUUAUGACUGCGCUUUUCGUCCUUAACAAGAACCAGUUCCAGCACUGGAUCAACCUGACUGACACCUGGGCUUUCACUGCCGCCAUUUUCAUUAUUGUGGUGCCUUUGGCGACGGAGGUGAAAGACAUUGUACGUCAGUUUAAGCACUUGAGGGCGCGCGUACGGGUUGCGCCCUCUAUUAGUGAGACUCCGGAUUCGCCAGUUGCGGAGGCCCGCGCCUGAUUAUGUGUCGAGAAUUGACAUUUCUGCCAAGUUAUUAAUGAAAGGUGAGGAAGAACUAAAAUGUAAUGGUUUGAAGCUGAGAAGAACUGAAGUGGAAAUCUUGUCGAAACGCAAGACAUCAACACGACAUAUUAGCCGGGGAGAAUCGAUUUCAGUUGGAAUCGCUAGCGAAUAAAGACCGCUGGCAAGCACGGAGUCUUACUGAGGAAACAUGUAUUGUGAUCGAACAUCAGCGAGUUUUCUAUGAAAGUGCUCUGAGCACAUUCAAUUACAAUGCUCACGUCUAUGCCACUUUACAUGAGAAACGAGUUUGACGUGAUGAAGCCGCUCCCUUACAAACCAUCCUGUACCAGCAAUGAAAAUAGCCCUGUUCAGGCGAAACACGCUUGUCGCAAGGUCAAGCUUGCCUAGGAUUUCUGGAAAACAAGACGAGUGAAUCAACGGGAAGGAAUUUCGACCGCCAGCAUACAGAAUGUCUAAUCAAGACAAUGUGCAGCCUGGGGUUGGGUUUUCGAAACAAGUUGUGUGUUCGAACUGAUAAAGGGGCGUGUUAAAUACUUGGAUAUCGCCAGUUAGACGUCGCAAAUAAAGGCCGGUUCAUACUUAGUGCGAAAGCGAAUAGGAACGCACCCUUGUGACGACAAAUGAAAAGUUCGUAAAGGCUGAACGCAUUUUUGAGCGAAAUUUUGCUGCAAAUCAGUCAUACUAGCCACGCUUUCGCGUUCGCCUUUAGCAUGAAAUGGCCUUUAAGCAUUCGAGGCGAAAAUUCGCUAAUUUGAAAUACGUUCGACUUCUGCAAGGUCGAAGUAUAACGUUCCAUGCAUGAGGUAUGUCACAAAUUGGCGUCUGCUUUCGGUCUCUCUUGCCAAGUUGAGUAUAAAUCUCCUUAAAUUGACAUACCGCUAAAGUCAUUAUCGCCCAUUUCAUAAGAAAGUGAUUCGAAAUAAAUAUGUAUUUGUUGGGCUAUCAGUCGAUCCUAUAAUUUUCUACUCACUCUUUUUGAAACUAUCUCCCACAACUGCAAAAUAGAAGGAAAAGGCAACCGGUUAAUGGCUGAAAUAAUCAGUAAAUCUUGCGCGGCAUCAAGAUCGACAGAUCGCGCAAAGAUCGAGUAAUUGCGUAGAUCGACCAAUCUUGGCCAAUAUAUUCAUGGUUCUGAAUUUUAAAAGAGAAUGUCUGCCUAAUGUCUCGUUAGAAUCAAAUAAGCCAACAUCUUUUUAAUGAUUUUGUUCUCAAAGUAAUUAUGUAUAGCAGUUCAGGUGGAUGGUAUGAUCAGUUUUCGUUCACCACUCUUUGUGUCAUUAUCGGGUGUGUAGUUUGUAACACUGUCCUCUUCCCAUACCAAAUACUAUAGGCCCCUAAGUUUAUAAUUACUUUGAUUUGUCCAUUUCAGGUGGACUUAUUAAAGGAAUUAUAGAGGUGUUUCUAUUUUGACUUUGCACGGUUUGAUAAAGCCAUCAGUUCAAAAGGGGGAUAAACAUAAUGGUUGUUGCUUACAACCGAGUAGCAUUGCAGCGUGUAACGAGGUCCUAGUUGAUACUUUUACAUGUAGCUGUAAUCAUGUACAAUCCUCGGAACUUUUUGUCUGUUUUGAUACUUCAUAAUUUAAAGCGAAUUAAAUAGAAAAAUGGGUUGCAGGAUGUAAUUAUAAGCAAAUUGUCAAACACAAGCUUGUGCAGUUCCAAGUUUUUUUAUCAUUAACGCAAAAUGUUUUUCCUGUAUCUUUGAGUUGUGCAUGUUUGAUACUCGACUGUUGGAAUUUGUAGUUAAGUUUUCCUUACUGACAAAGUCACCAUUUCUCAGUGGUAAUUUGUGACUUUUUAUUGUCUGCACACAUUCUUUCAUCUUUGAUUAUCGUGGCACUCGUUUAUGAUCAUCCUCUCAAGCCUGAAAUGUUGCUAAGUUCUGUUAUUUGCUUACUAUGAAAUUUUCCCGGUUUACCCAAGUGGCCUCAGCCGCAUAAAGAAAGACUUUUAAAACAAAUAGAACGGUUGUAGUUGUCCGCAUUAGUCGUAAUCUUAUUAGCUUUUUUCACACGAUGUGUAUCACUCUCAGACUUGUCGUUUGCAAACUGGAAAAUGAACAUUAAUUAUUGUGGCUUUUUUAUUCUCCCGCAAUAAGAAUAUAAUUUUAUGUAUAUAAAAACAUUGCUGGGGACUUUUGCAUUUGUUGUUGGAUUGAAAUUUACUAAAUUAGAUUUUUGAAAAUGAGCGUCAAUUUAAACAUUAGUCCAAAAAUCAAAGCUUAAUUUUCUCAUAAUCAUGAAUGACAACUGUUUAAAACACCAAGAGCCUUAUACAUCUUGUCUUGAACAGAUAGUGGUGAAAAGAAAUUACGAAUGACUGAAAUCUUAAUCUGAAAGUUGAAUUAUAUAUGAGCCUCGAGUUGGACCAAGAGAGGACGCAGUUUUCUUUGCAACGGAGGUUCUUUUGGUCAGAACUGAGCUGUGCUGGUUCACGAACUACUGUGAAAUGCGGGCGUUACAUUUACCUCGUUGCCAACAAAAUGAACGCUCGUUCAACAUGGUUCUUUUCAACCGAUGAGGGAGUGCUUUUGUUCAAGGUGGAUAGAUGAACUUCUUCCAACGAGACAGUUUCAUUCAGAAAUAUUGAAAUCACUAAGCUAGUCCUUGGUUAUAACAUUGUAUUUUCAGAGAGAAAACACUGUAAGGCCCAUCCUGAAAUUCCCCAACAUUUCUUAAUUUUAAGGCAAAUUGAUACUAUGUGGGGAAUGAGUAUAGACACGUAAAUGAUUUCAGAAGAGGUAAUAAACAGAUAAAUUACUUUCAAAGCAUUUCAAAUACCGUCUUUUAAAACCAGUAAAAUGAUGCAAUCUUAAAGGACUCCUCGAAUGUAAUAUACACCAGACACGAAAUGUAAAUGUAUCAUUGACCAACAGUUUAAUGUUUGGCUCUGCAUCGAUUCGCUUGCUUCUACCCGCUGUUUUAUAAAUUUUACAUUUGCUGAACUUACUGAUCUAAACUUGCCUGUAAUUGAAUCUCAAUACACACGUAAUACUGUAACUCAAUUCAAACUGAACCUCUUAAAGUGCAUAAUAUCAAAUUUCCAAAGUGUUCUUGGUAUUCAUUUUCAACACCCCUCCCCAAAUCAUCUCUGGAAAUCAAAAAAUAAAAUAAUA